GAACGUGUGAAGUAUAGCUUUUCCUUCUCCUUCUCUUUUUCAUCUCCACCAAGCACCUUUCUCUCUUUCAAGCCAAAGAAUCGAACAGCAUGGAUCUGACCAAGCCAAAAGUACUCGUCUACGGAUCCAUCAACAUCGAUGAUUUCUACGUCGUGCCGCAUAUCGUUCGAUCUGGUGAGACGAUCUCUUCCAGCUCUUACAGCGUGAGCGCCGGAGGCAAAGGCGCAAAUCAAUCUGUGGCUCUGGGAAGGGCCGGUGCGAAUGUGUACCAUGCAGGAAAGAUCGGAAGUGAUGGUAAAUGGGUCAUGAAGAUUAUGCAGGAAGCUGGAGUCGAUACAUCGUAUAUCAAAGUCUCUGAGAAGGAGGCAACAGGAAGGGCCAUUAUUCAACUGAGCGAAGAAUCGCGCGACAACUCGAUUGUAUUGUUUCCAGGAGCGAACAAAACUAUGACCUUGGAGGAAGCACGCCAUGUGCUGUCGAACUUUGGAGAGGGUGACUGGAUCUUGAUGCAGAACGAGAUGAGCAGCGGAGGCGAGAUCAUGCACGCGGCCAAGGAACGAGGCAUGACGGUUUGUUUUAACCCGUCGCCCUUUACCAAGGAGCUUCCUAGAGAGUAUCCGAUGCACCUUGUUGAUUACUUGAUAAUCAAUGACAUUGAAGCAAAGGAGUUGUAUGCGUAUUUGACGGAGCGCAAGGGCGGUGAUGCGGAUUCGGUCACGUCCUCGUCUGAUAUUGCAGCACCAGAGAGUUUUCCAGUGCUGGAGAAAGCGUAUGGCGAGAUUAGUGGGAUUGUUAUUACGCUUGGAGGAGAUGGGCUGGUUGCACGAUUCCGUAUCAAGGAGGAAGACGAAAAGUUGAAAGAGUUUCGAAAGAGUGUUGUUAAGGGCGAGGUCGUCAACACCACAGGAGCUGGAGAUUCUUUCACUGGGUAUUUUAUCGCGAAUCUCCUCCGUAAUCAAGAGGCAGGCAAGCGCUUUAGCGAGGAACAGCUCCAGGCAGCGUUGGAAGAGGCAAGCCAUGCGGCGUCCUUGGCAGUCGGCAAGGAGGGUGCCAUGGAUUCGAUUCCCAUCAAAGAUCACGUUGACGAACACAUCAGGAAGAGGAAGGAGUCGCUGGACUAGCGCGUCGACAGUACUCUGCUCAUUGGCAAAAGAGACAUGGCCAUGGAAGUAGUUGAUUUGUCUAAGACACGAUUUAUUUCAUAAAU
This is a messenger RNA of Gamsiella multidivaricata, 1207 nucleotides long. Its product is annotated as Ribokinase-like protein. The record is from RefSeq and is a predicted model, not a curated record. The coding region runs from base 90 to 1121 and encodes 343 amino acids. Gene Ontology annotation, molecular function: ribokinase activity. NCBI's taxonomy places the organism in Eukaryota, Fungi, Mortierellomycota, Mortierellomycetes, Mortierellales, Mortierellaceae. The transcript is spliced from 7 exons. Gene Ontology annotation, biological process: D-ribose metabolic process.